GUGAAGUUGAAGAGAGCCCCGCAUGAAUUACUGUUACUAAACACUGUCAGACAGAGAGCAGCAGACCACUUCUGGAAAUGGCUCAAGAGGAUCAGAGUGAGACGUCACAACAAACAGCCUCCAGUGACGAAGACAAAGGGCCGGAGACGCAGGUGAUAACCUCAAAAGCUUCUCCCCCAGUCAUCGAAAUUCAAGACUCAAUGACUGAAUGUGAGGAAGAAGCGAGGCCCGGUAAAGUGCAGAUGGAGGAGAAGGCGUUUGUAUCCAGUCUGCACUCCUUCAUGAAGGACAGAGGGACUCCCAUCGAAAGGAUCCCACAUCUGGGCUUCAAACAGAUUAAUCUUUGGAGGAUCCACAAAGCUGUGGAGAAACUUGGGGGCUAUGAUUCAGUGACAGCUCGACGUCUUUGGAAGAAAGUGUAUGAUGACCUGGGAGGAAGUCCAGGAAGCACCAGCGCUGCUACAUGCACUCGCAGACACUACGAGAAGUUGGUGUUGCCUUUUGAGAGACACAUAAAAGGAGAGGAGGACAGACCUCUGCCUCCAAGCAAACCGCGGAAGCCAUAUAAGAGAAAUUCGGAUGGCAAGAUCACGAAGGUUGAGAAGAAGAGGAAACGGACUGAGUCGGAAAGAGACAUGGAUUCAGAGAUGGAGGUUCUCACCCAGAGAAGUCCAGAGGCCUCCAGCCAAAGUGAAGCAGUGCUGCCUCCUCUCUGGACCUCCACCUCUGAUAGACACCACCCAGACUGCUCUCCACCAAACAGAGCCACCACCAGCCUUUGCUCUCCUAUCUAUACCCACCUUGUCCAGGUCCCUCCAUCCGGACCCUGGACCUCUCAAAUCCCCUCAGCUGCCGGAGAGGUGAUCUCACCCCUGGAGAAAAAGAAGCGUAUGGCUCAGGCGAGUCUUAACCGGCCCUUGAGUCCUCAGAGAGAGGAUAAAGAAAGGCCCUCCGUCAUCCACUGCUCCCAGUCUCCAGCCAGGGCUUCUUCUUCAGGCCGUAACUGCAACUCCUCUGACAGCUCCCCGCUUCCUUCAUCUCCUUCAUCUUCACGCAGCACUUCCCCUCUCUCUGUUUCCUCAGAGGACGGUUCUGAAGGAAGUAAAGAAAAACCUACAUCAAGCUCUGAACUACCCAAAAAUGGUGUAAAAAGGACCCCCUGUGGUGAGGAGGCUGUGAGCUGUAGUCAGAAAUCAAAAGAUCCUGCAAGACAGAAUAAAGACAUCACACUCCCAUCUGCAGACUAUAUCACAGCCCAGAUUAAAGACUGGAUGCCAAUCCACAAAGGGAGUGUCAAAUACUCACAUCCUUUGCACUCAUCCUCCUCUUUCAUGGUGAGAUCUGACUGGGCUCCAGCGUCUACCUCUAGUUUUACCAAAGUUGUUCCAAAAUCCUUGCAGCUUCUGCGGCCCGCUCCUAUUCGGCCGAGUUAUAAAAUGCAGCAGGACAACUCUGUGACCUGUCUGAAGAAGAACAACACAGCACCGUGGCUUUAUCAGACAGAGAAGAGGGAGAAAUCCAGGACAAUGCUGCAAAAAGUUCCCCCCACUCAGCAGAGUCCGGCCCACCCCCCCUCCAGCCUGCCUAUGUCCUACGUUCUGUCCAGAGACCCUCGGCUCCAGCCUGUGUUACAUCCGGCAUUUCUCCAACACAGAAUGAGACUACCUCCCUCUCAGAUAAUGUACCGACACCACCCGAUGAGUUCUGCUCACUCGGCUCUCAUUGGGUCUGCUGUUUACCCGUAUCCCUACUCCAUCCCUCUGUUAAAUCCCCAAACUGGAUAUACCCUACCUGCCAUGCAUCAAAUGUACCCUCACAAGCUUUGAUUCUUUGUAUUUUAACAUCAGACUUGAAUUAAAAUAACUUUAAAGUUCAUCUUUACAUUGAGGAAAGCAGCCAUUGGUCCACUUUGUGUUGCUCUAAUUUCGGUGACGGCUGAAGAUUGUAACACCCACAUAUUUAAGUUAUGUGGCUUCACCAGUUACUAUCAUUAACCGUGUGCCUGUGUUGACCUUCUGUGGCCUGAACCAAACUACACUGAAGGGAAAUGAAGAUAUAGAUAUACAGUAUUUAUAGGAUCACAGGUUGAAUCAUCCAAAUGCAUCACACGGGCGCAUCAUUUAUAAACUCAAAGCAGAACUGUGCAAAUGUGUUAUUGUUUUUAUAGCAGUAAUUAUAUUAAAUCAUGACAUUGAUAACCUGUAACGUGUCCAUUUGUUGAGUGAAAAACUCUUUGUAUAUUUUACUCUAAAACAUAAGGAGAUGAACAAACAACAUUUUUAACAAGUUGUCGCACAUUGGAUUUUCAAUACUUUGUGUUAAAUAACUUUCUCACUGUACUGUAUUGUGAAGUUAGUCGAACAUUAUGACACGGUGUAAAUACUGUAUGUACCAUGGAUCAGUGUUUAAUAUUUUGAAAGAUAUUAUACGAAGAUCUUGUUGUCGUUCAUAUAUUAUUGUUUUCUUUUGUAACUAAAUUAUUGUAAAUAAAUAAAAAAACACAUCAAAAUCAAAAAA
This is a messenger RNA of Trematomus bernacchii (emerald rockcod), 2517 nucleotides long. RefSeq names its product AT rich interactive domain 5A (MRF1-like) (gene arid5a). Gene Ontology annotation, molecular function: transcription cis-regulatory region binding. The transcript has 7 exons. Gene Ontology annotation, biological process: regulation of transcription by RNA polymerase II. The record is from RefSeq and is a predicted model, not a curated record. Bases 78 to 1826 code for a protein of 582 amino acids. NCBI's taxonomy places the organism in Eukaryota, Metazoa, Chordata, Actinopteri, Perciformes, Nototheniidae. Gene Ontology annotation, cellular component: nucleus.